AGAAGUGAGUUUUGGAUAGUAAAAUAAGUUUCGAACUCUGGCACCUUUCAAUUUUGUCGCAUCCUCCUUGUUUUUGACAAUGCAAUCAUAUGCUUCUGCUAUGUUAAACGUAUUCAACAGUGAUUAUUACAGUCCAGCUGUGCAACAGAAUACUCCCGCUCUCCGGAGAAGCUCUUCCUUCAUUUGCACUGAAAGCUGUAACUCUAAGUAUCCGUGUGAAACGGGAGAAAACAGUAAAGUCAGCGUCCAGGAUAGAGUGAAGCGACCCAUGAACGCGUUCAUCGUGUGGUCUCGCGAUCAGAGGCGCAAGAUGGCUCUAGAGAAUCCCAAAAUGCGAAACUCAGAAAUCAGCAAGCAGCUGGGAUACCAGUGGAAAAUGCUAACUGAAGCCGAAAAAUGGCCAUUCUUCCAGGAGGCACAGAAACUACAGGCCAUGCACAGAGAGAAAUACCCGAAUUAUAAGUAUCGACCUCGUCGGAAGGCGAAGAUGCUGCAGAAGAAUUGCAGUUUGCUUCCUGCAGAUUCCGCUUCGGUACUCUACAGCGAAGGGCAACUGGACAACAGGUUGUACAGGGAUGACUGUACAAAAGCCACACACUCAAGAAUGGAGCACCAGCUAGGCCACUUACCGCCCAUCAACACAGCCAGCUCACCGCAGCAACAGGACCACUACAGCCACUCGACAAAGCUGUAGGACAAUCGGGUAACAUUGGCUACAAAGACCUACCUAGAUGCUCCUUUUUACGAUAACUUACAGCCCUCACUUUCUUAUGUUUAGUUUCAAUAUUGUUUUCUUUUCUCUGGCUAAUAAAGGCCUUAUUCAUUUCA
Symphalangus syndactylus (siamang) is the source of this 828-nucleotide messenger RNA. RefSeq names its product sex determining region Y (gene SRY). Gene Ontology annotation, cellular component: nucleus. The record is from RefSeq and is a predicted model, not a curated record. Lineage: Eukaryota; Metazoa; Chordata; Mammalia; Primates; Hylobatidae. Gene Ontology annotation, molecular function: DNA-binding transcription activator activity, RNA polymerase II-specific; RNA polymerase II cis-regulatory region sequence-specific DNA binding. Gene Ontology annotation, biological process: cell differentiation; male sex determination; positive regulation of transcription by RNA polymerase II.